Messenger RNA from Suillus paluster, 1102 nucleotides. RefSeq names its product phosphoprotein phosphatase. Gene Ontology annotation, cellular component: nucleus; mRNA cleavage and polyadenylation specificity factor complex. NCBI's taxonomy places the organism in Eukaryota, Fungi, Basidiomycota, Agaricomycetes, Boletales, Suillaceae. Gene Ontology annotation, molecular function: RNA polymerase II CTD heptapeptide repeat phosphatase activity. The record is from RefSeq and is a predicted model, not a curated record. Gene Ontology annotation, biological process: termination of RNA polymerase II transcription. Bases 122 to 961 code for a protein of 279 amino acids. The transcript is spliced from 7 exons.
CUGUUUGUUGAUGUUUUUCUGCUACUUGCUGGUUCGUAGUCUGUUACAUACGCACUGUGUAACUUGCCAAAGUCGCUAUCGACCCCACCUAGCUCAACACCUUAGGCCUUAAGAACUAUCUAUGGAUCCACGUCGAGCCCGCGAUCCGCGCUUGGCACGCGUAGACCCGCGUUUGCAGCGAGUGCCAUCUGCGUUGCCCACUCCUUCUCCCCAACAACAAAGUGGGUCUGUACAAGGCGCUACACAAUGGUCUGCGAAUGGCGCAUAUACGGCUUCACUGUUCAUGGUUCCCACUGUUCCUGUGCAACAGGCUGAUAUAGCUUCCGAGAAUGCAAUUGCUGGUCCAUCGACUCCUGUAAACGACACGGGAUCCUCUGCAUAUAAACCUCGGCCACUCUUUUGCGUUGUGUGCGCGAGUAACCAAAACCGUUCCAUGGAAGGUCAUCACGUUUUGCACAAAGCCGGGUACCGAGUGAUUUCUUACGGCACGGGCUCUGCCGUGCGCCUACCUGGAGCAUCGAUAGACAAGCCUAACAUUUAUUCGUUUGGUACGCCAUAUAAUUCAAUCUACGAGGAACUCAAUGCGAAAGAUGCAAAAUUGUACACCGCAAAUGGACUUCUCCAGAUGCUUGACCGUAAUCGGCGGAUAAAGCUGGCUCCGGAACGGUGGCAGGACAGCAGGACAGUUGCAGAUGUGGUUAUUACUUGUGAAGAACGUUGUUUUGAUGCUGUUUGUGACGACCUGCUUAGUCGCGGUGGAGAAUUCAAUAAGCCCGUUCAUAUCAUUAAUAUCGAGAUUAAAGACAACCAUGAAGAAGCACUCAUUGCUGGAAAGGCGAUGCUGGAUCUGGCCGCCGCUAUCGAAACCUCCCAAGAUAUCGAUGAAGAUAUCGAUAGGAUACUUCAGAUGCAACAGGAGCGCCAUCCCCAUAGUCUUCUACACGCUGUCGCUUUUUACUAGUAAAGAUGAGAUCCCCAUGGGCCCAGACUGCCAUGUAUAUGUUGGUCGUGUGUGCGCAUUAGGACUGUAAUCUCAAGGUCAUCACAUGAUCAUCAGCCUCUAUCUACACCAUUUUUUGAAAUCAUUUCAUCAUCUCAGCUA